AUGCCCGUCAUCAAGUUAAAGAAAAGGAGUGAAAGCGUUAAAGAUGAACAAAAUCCCAGGCCAAAGAGGUUACGGAUAACCACCAAGGUGAAAGAUGAACCUGAGGGACAACUGAGUACCAAUUUGAGUCUUAAGAAGUCAGGAAGUUCAAAUCGUUCAAAAAAUUCCGAUAAAGGAGGUGGUAUGAAGUUAAAGCUUAACCUGAAGAAAGGUGGAGAGACAGAGAAGGCACCAAAGACUCCAAGACUACGAUUGAAGCCCAUCAGAGUUCCUGGUGAAGGUUACGACUCUGAAGCUUCUGAUGUUGAAGACGAUCCACUGAUUGAAGAGGGUAUAAUCUUACGUGUGCUGCCCGAUAUUCAGGCGGAAUUUGUGAAACAUUCAAUAGAUUCUGGGGACUACUCCGGUAUCAGCAUUAAAUGGAAAGGGCAAAGACAUGCAAUUGUUAAUAUCAAUGAAAUAUCAUACGGAGCUAUUCUGGUGAACCUGCCGACAAUCAUAGAAGUCAACAAGAGUGUGGAUAGGAAGAACCUUUUGAAGACGAUUGACGUUUCCCAGAUGUUAUUGUGUAUCCAAAUGAUUGAGAGCGAAGAAGAAGUCUUUACUUUGAAACCACCGGAUACAGAGGACUUGGUGUUAAAGCAUUUUGAAGAGUAUCAGGACGAAAUUAGAGAGAUGAAGAAGAAGUUCUUUAAAGGUUACAAUGAUGGUCCAUUGACGGAGCUAGAAUCCAAGUAUUUGGACCAAAUGGCCAACAAACCAUACGAUUACAAGCACGGAUUAACUCCGCCACUUUACAACGUACGAAACAGACGGUUUAGGCGAAAGAUGGGACUUGAUGAGUUUGACUACGUGGAACAAGCCGUGGAGAGGUUGCUGAGACACGACGAUCAAGCGGAAGAAGUUAAUUACGAGCUAGUGGACGAAGAUGAAGUGUUGAGAAGAUCAGCUUCGGCAACGAAUCUUGCACAUUUCGAUCAGUCGAACCGUUCGUUCGCUACAGGAGACUACGUCACUGAGGAGAAAGACGAGGACGACUUGAACUUGGAUGAAGCCUUCCAAAGUGAUACGGAGGACAUAAGAGUACCGACGCAAGAGGGAGAAGCAGAUGCAGACGAUUUGUUUGAAGAAGCUGGUGAUGACGUGGAACAAUACAACGGUGAAGAAGAAGAGGAAGAAGAGGAGGAAGAAGAAGAGGAAGAAGAAGAGGAAGGAGAAGCUGAUGAAGAUGAUGAGGGCGAGGAAAACAACGAAGGCGUUGAGAAACAGGCCGUGGAUGAGGACAGGCAACAUAAUGAACUAUUGAAAGAUGAACUGCGCGAGUUGGAGACUACUUUGAGCCAUGCAAGGCAGAAAUUGCAAAAAGCUGCCAACCCACUGCUGAAGUCGCGGUUCAUUGAUAGUAUAAAGAAAUUAGAGAAAGAAGCCGAAUUAAAGCGGAAACAACUCAAGGCAAGCGACGAAACAUUACAAAGACCGGGCUCAGGCGAUGGCUCGCCCGAGCCAUCGCGAGAGCCAUCGCAAGAAGCCACACGCAGGGUCGAAGAAGAAGAAGAAGAUGACGACGAGGACGAGGAAGAAGAAGAUGAGGAGGAAGAAGAGGACGAACCUGCAAACGAACAAGCCUUAGAUCAAAACGAUCUCGACAUGAUGAUGUUAUUCGGCGCAGAAGGAGACGACCCGCAGGAGUAA
This is a messenger RNA of Torulaspora delbrueckii, 1692 nucleotides long. It is a transcript of the gene TAF7, whose product is annotated as TATA-binding protein-associated factor TAF7. The coding region runs from base 1 to 1692 and encodes 563 amino acids. The transcript has a single exon. Lineage: Eukaryota; Fungi; Ascomycota; Saccharomycetes; Saccharomycetales; Saccharomycetaceae. The record is from RefSeq and is a predicted model, not a curated record. Gene Ontology annotation, cellular component: transcription factor TFIID complex. Gene Ontology annotation, molecular function: RNA polymerase II general transcription initiation factor activity. Gene Ontology annotation, biological process: transcription initiation at RNA polymerase II promoter; RNA polymerase II preinitiation complex assembly.